Diospyros lotus (date-plum) is the source of this 1540-nucleotide messenger RNA. Its product is annotated as UDP-xylose transporter 3-like. The coding region runs from base 316 to 1353 and encodes 345 amino acids. Gene Ontology annotation, cellular component: Golgi apparatus. Gene Ontology annotation, molecular function: antiporter activity; UDP-xylose transmembrane transporter activity. NCBI's taxonomy places the organism in Eukaryota, Viridiplantae, Streptophyta, Magnoliopsida, Ericales, Ebenaceae. The record is from RefSeq and is a predicted model, not a curated record. The transcript is spliced from 10 exons.
GUAACCUACGUGAUCACGUUAAUUUGUUGAAUUUGCAAGAAACCACCAAAGCCGAGAGAAGUAAAUAAAAGCCUACAAAAUCCCCUCCAAAUUCAAAUUAUUUUUCACGCAUCUCCCCAUUCUCAGGCGUGAAAUGGUCCGAGAAAGCAAAAAAAGAUCGAUCGGCAGAUCUCGCAGUUUCCUCCGUACUUUUCAGCGAUCUGCUUUUCGCGGUUGAGCUUGUUCGCGUUUUAGUUCUCUCCUAACUUUGAUAGUACUCGGAAUGAGCAGAUAGUGAGGGAGGGAUCGGAGAGAGGGCAACAAGGAAUUGUGAAGAUGACUGAGGGUCAGCGGUUUCAGCUGGGGACUGUUGGAGCGCUGAGUUUGUCCGUGAUUUCAUCUGUGUCGAUUGUUAUUUGCAACAAGGCGCUAAUUAGCACACUUGGUUUCACUUUUGCAACAACAUUGACAAGUUGGCAUCUUCUGGUCACUUUCUGUUCCCUCCAUGUGGCUUUGUGGAUGAAAUGGUUUGAGCACAAACCUUUUGAUCCAAGAACUGUGAUGGGCUUUGGCAUCCUGAAUGGGUCUUCCAUUGGACUUCUGAAUCUUAGCCUGGGUUUCAAUUCUGUUGGUUUCUACCAGAUGACAAAACUGGCAAUUAUUCCCUGUACAGUUCUUUUGGAGACUAUUUUCUUGAGGAAGAAAUUCAGUCACAAUGUCCAGUUCUCUCUUGCCAUCCUUCUUUUGGGUGUUGGAAUAGCAACCGUGACUGACCUGCAGUUGAAUGUGCUGGGUUCUAUCUUGUCUCUGCUUGCAGUUGUUACAACCUGUGUUGCCCAGAUUAUGACCAAUAGCAUCCAAAAGAAGUUCAAAGUUUCUUCAACCCAACUCCUGUAUCAAUCUUGUCCCUAUCAGGCAAUAACUUUAUUCAUCAUCGGCCCAUUUCUAGAUUGGCUUUUGACAGAUAAGAAUGUCUUUGCUUUCAGUUACACCCCUCGAGUCCUGGCCUUCGUCAUUCUGUCCUGCCUGAUAUCAGUCUCGGUAAACUUCAGCACCUUUCUCGUAAUAGGAAAGACAUCUCCGGUUACAUACCAGGUCCUUGGACAUCUUAAAACAUGCCUGGUUUUGGCCUUCGGCUAUGUUCUUCUUCACGACCCGUUUAGCUGGCGGAACAUUUUUGGAAUCUUCGUUGCCGUCAUCGGAAUGGUACUCUAUUCCUAUUACUGUACUCUCGAGAGUCAGCAGAAGCCCAGUGAAGCAGUGGCACAACACUCCCAGGGAAAGGAAGGUGAAUCUGACCCUUUAAUGGGCGUAGAAAAUGGAACCGAUGGCAAAUCCCCUGCUUGGAGUUCGAACAAGGACCUGCGGGCAUGAGGCUUUCUUAAAUCGUUACUGUUUUAAUUCAGAAUCCAUAUACAGAUCUCUCUGUUCUAGCGAUGAAGAUGGCGCUGCUAUAAAGCUAGAACUUGCGUAUGUUGCAUGUCUCCUGCUUUCUUUUCAACUAGUUACCUUACGUGAGUAGAAAGGAGAAGGCAUAUCUAUAGAGAAGCAGUUUUGGUUA